AUGAAUGAAUACACGAGGACUUCGACAUCAAAACGUGGCGAGCAUCGAAAUAGCUAGAUUCCCCUUCGGAAUCGUAUGGUAGGCAUGCCUUAUGCAUGCCUGUCUAGACCCUGGCAUUCGCUGCAGUUCUAUUGCACAUAUCGAGUGUCGCCGUCGACUCCGAGUCGCCGAAAGAUCGAUCAAGGAAGCUGGUUAACAGAAGCCGGGUGUCUCCCCUGUGAGUGUUUAAAAUUUGAGACAAAAGGGUGAUAUAAAACUAUUAUGAAAACGUACCGAAGGCGCGUGGUUACAACACCUUUCGCAUCAUAUAUACCUGUUACAAACAGCAUCAUUUUGGGGCAAUUGCUAUUGUACGACACAACGCGGAAUCACCAGUGCACAGAUGGCGCCAGUGUUGACUCGAAACGUCGUUAUCUUUGGAGAAACAGGAGCGGGCAAAAGCUCUGUCAUUAACCUGUUAGCUGGCCAAGAGAUUGCACACAUAUCGCCCGACUCUCACCGCUGUACUCUGCAUUGGACGGAGUACCAAAUAACCUUCGAAAAUGGGUCUCGAUACAAGGUGUUUGAUACGGUCGGCCUCGAAGAACCUCGUCUACAAACUGGAGAGUACCUCUCCGCAAUUUCAAAUGCAUAUGGCCUCAUCAACACUUUGAAAGAACGUGGAGGUGUCAACCUCUUGCUCUUCUGUAUACGCGGAGGCAGAGUCACAGCAACCAUGCAGAGCAACUAUAGGUUGUUCUUCGAAUUUCUCUGCGAGGAAAAAGUCCCGCUCGCGCUAGUCGUCACAAACCUCGAAAGAGAGUUAAGGAUGGAAGACUGGUACACGCGGAAUAUGAGCUACUUGGAGAAGUAUAACAUCAGGUCCGCGGGACACGCAUGCAUAACUGCGGCGAAUCUUCUGGAUGGGAGGCAUAGAGACAAGUAUGAUGAGUCGCGUGGAAUACUCCGUAGAGUGGUUGAGGUUCAUUGCAACGCAUCCAUGGAAGGGUGGACCGGUGGACAAGGAUGGCUUACUUCGUUCAUUAGCAAGCUUGUGGAAUUUGUCGUUGGACGUCCCAAAAAGACGGAUAUCAUUGGGGUUCUCACAAAACGAUGUGGGAUGGCCAAGGAGGUGGCUCAGCAGGUAGCGCAGCACAUUAAAUACGAAAAUCAAUCGUAGGAUAACUUUUUCGGACUUGUCAUGGACACUAUCGGGUACAUACUUAGUACUAAAAUAUCUUGCAGUGUAUCGCACAUCGUAGUACAACGACCACUUGAGCUAACAGACUAUUGCGUAACGCACCGUAUUCAUUGAAUUUUGCAGCAAUGAGAAGAUCGAGAAUAUUACAACAAGAAUGGACUGCGACGUAUACGUGGUCAACAUAUCUGAAGUUCAUAGGCCCGGAAACACAACCAGCUACUAAACAAAAUCAGUAAAGUUAAGUUGACUCGCCGCUAAAUUGUUACA
This is a messenger RNA of Suillus plorans, 1447 nucleotides long. RefSeq lists its product as uncharacterized. The transcript is spliced from 2 exons. The record is from RefSeq and is a predicted model, not a curated record. Bases 383 to 1159 code for a protein of 258 amino acids. Lineage: Eukaryota; Fungi; Basidiomycota; Agaricomycetes; Boletales; Suillaceae. Gene Ontology annotation, molecular function: GTP binding.